Molecule: messenger RNA, 3414 nt
Organism: Gadus morhua (Atlantic cod)
Lineage: Eukaryota; Metazoa; Chordata; Actinopteri; Gadiformes; Gadidae
Product: proline-serine-threonine phosphatase-interacting protein 1
Exons: 15
Coding region: 133-1404 (423 amino acids)
Biological process (GO): actin filament polymerization
Cellular component (GO): actin filament; cytoplasm; plasma membrane
Molecular function (GO): actin filament binding
Source: RefSeq, a predicted model, not a curated record
UCCUCAUUGACAGAUAUACGUCGAGCACACUUGCACUCAGUAAGGUUUUGUUUCGUAACCACUCAGCCUGCCACCAGUGUUGUCUUCUAGGUUCAGAGCAGUUUUUCUGAGGAACCUACUAAGACUAAACGAAUGGAGUUAUCAAACAGGAUGACACCAUUGCUGUUUAAAGAUGCCUUUUGGGGGAGGGACUUCAUCAGCCGAGAAGGAUACGACACGCUGAUAGACCGACUGAAAGAUGGGAGACAGAUAUGUAAAGAUGUGCAGGAGCUCAUUAAGAUGAGGGCCCAAGCGGAGGAGCAGUAUGGGAAGGAGCUGGUGCUGAUAGCCCACAAGGCCAGGGGGCUUAAGGAGAUCGGUACCCUGAGAGCGUCCUUUGAUCAACUUAAAGCACAUAUUGAGAAUAUUGGGAAUUUUCACAUCCAUCUGUCUAAUGUUUUGGAAGAGGAGGUGAAAAGGAUUGAGAUAUUCCAAGAGAAGCAAAAGGCACAGAGGAAAAAGUUUGAGUCAAUCAUGGAGAAGCUAAUGAAGACUAAGAGUUCUUGGUAUAAGAAGACAAUGGAGUCCAAGAAGAACAGCAAGCAGAGGUGCCAGGAAGCUACUGAGGCAGAGAAUCUAGCUGCGAAAAUGGCUGCAACAUCUUCUACCCCCAAGAUCAUAGAGAAGGCAUAUCAAAAGGUCAAGCACUGUAAACAAACUGCGGCAGAAUCAGAGAGCCUUUACCUGGGCAACAUUGUGCAUUUGGAAAAUGUGCGGCAGGACUGGAUAGGGACACACCAGAGUACCUGCGAGGUUUUCCAACAACUGGAGUCUGACCGCAUCAGUUUCCUGAGAUGUGUGCUAUGGGACCACUGCAACCAUUUCUCAAUGCAGUGCGUCAAAGACGAUGAGAUUUACGAGGAUGUCAGGAAGGGUCUUGAGAAGUGUGAAAUCAGCACAGACAAUAACCUCUUCGUCCAGACGAAGAGCACCAGCAGUAGCCCGCCUGAACCUGUGAUGUUUAGGAACUACAGUGUUCUGCUGGAGGAGUCCCAGGGCAGCCCCAGCAACCUCAGCACUUUGGGGAGAGCAUCAGUCUCAGAGAGUCUUUCCAUAAUACACAGAGUGGGCUCUAACUCGUCUCUCACUGACGGAAAUCCUUAUUCAGAGUCAACGAGGAACUCUAGUGGCUCACUCAACUGUUCGAACACAUCUGGAUUCCAACAGACAAGUUCAAGAGCAUCGGUUGCCCUGAACGACAGCUACAGGGUGGCUUACGAAUACAUGGCACAGAACACAGAUGAGCUGACCCUGUUGAGGGGGGAGGUGGUGCAGCUGAUGGAGCAGGGGGACGACGGCUGGUGGACGGUGGAAAGGGACGGCGAGGUCGGACUGGUCCCUGGAAACUACCUGGCUCAGAUCUGAACUCGGUCCCUCUCACAUGCACACGCAUAGAAAUGCCCGCUUGCUCUUUGCCUCUCACACGUUUCUGUGUGUGUGUGUGUGUGUGUGUGUGUGUGUGUGUGUGUGUGUGUGUGUGUGUGUGUGUGUGUGUGUGUGUGUGUGUGUGUGUGUGUGUGUGUGUGUGUGUGUGUGCGUGUGUGUGUGUCAAUCAAUUAAUAUAUACAUACACUUUUUAUAUGUUUAUGUAGAUAAGAGAAAGAGAAACAAAAGUGGGGGGGACUUCCAGGUAUAGCUUAAUACAGCUAUGAGGCCAGCUAUGAUCAAAUGUGGACAACUCAUAUUCCUUGCAGAAGUGUGUUCUAUAAGUGUUUGUGCUGGAAGGGAUGAUUGGAUGGCAAAGCUACAAACCAAUAGAAAUGUGUUGCACUAUAGACCUGUGAAUAAAUUAACUGCCAGGGCUGGUUUGAACCAAAAAUGAUGGCAUCACCGCCCUUACGUCAUCUAUUUGCGGCAAAUUUCAGAAGUGCGUGGCAUGUUUUAAAUCACUGUGUGCUGUAACUUUUGUGUCCCAUCGCAAAAUUUUGCUCUUUUUUUAAAGAGUGAUCUUCACGGUCAAACAUGGUAGUUUAUUGAUUGUACGCUGGAGUGGAGAUUAUGUGGAGAGAGCAAGAACAUGAAGAGGAAAGUUAAAACAUCCAGUUUUUUUCUUUUGGAACAAGGUUAUCUUUUUUUAUUUAUCUUUUUAUUUUUAAGGUCUUGAAAACAUCCCAUUGUUUUUCUAACAAUAUCACUGGAUUGGUAUUUGGACAUUUCAGUAGCGAAAUGUCAAUCUCAGCUUAAAAUAGAAAAGGUGUUUAAGAAUUCCCAAUAGAUAAAUGCAAACAAAAAGGAAACAUUGAGGCAAAAGCCAACCAGAUUAAAUUAUAUAUAUAUAUAUAUAAAAAAUUGUGCCUACAUGAUACGCCCUCUACCCGGUGAGCCACCAACCGGAUUCAAUAAGAUACUUUUCUCAUGUGAUGUUUUUAUUUUUACAAGCGUGAGAAGUGGAUUCACAAGCACAUACUAGGCUACAAUGUCAUAUUAAUCUUACACAGAGCUGGGGAAUCGUUUAUUCAAGUCUCCAUUAUGCGCUCUAUAAAGCUGUGGAACGUAGGACCUUGGGAGAGCACACAUGUAGAGCUGGAGAACAUAGGACACAUAAUCAACUUUUUCAUGUUCCAUAUACAUUUGGGGGACAUAGGUCCCUGGAGUCAAGUCAAAAUUGUCCCUCGGCUAUUUAAAAAAAUAACAUAUAGACUAUAAAGUAACUUGCAUCAUUUUUGUUGACAUGAAAUUGUAAUUUUAGAAAGGAAUGUACUAUUUUUGGUGUAGAGAGCUAUAGACAGUUUGUGUCACAAGUAUAGCAUUGGCUCAGCUGGUUAAACUAUGAUACGUUACUUCGUACUAACUAAUGGAUCCAUGACCAGGAUAAAAUGUGUCAAAAUGGCGCUUUUACACUACAAUAUUAACAAGGGAGAGAAACCGCCUACAUGGGUUGAUGGGAACAAUGUUUUAUUACUCUUAUUUCAAGACAGCCAGGUAUUAAUUUGGGCACUGAUACUUAAUGAAUGUAUGGUAUAGCAGCAAAUUUUGUGCUUCAUCCAUAAACAAUGCAGAAAAAGAAAAUUAUUCAUUCCUACGUACCCUAGCCAUGGUGUUCCUUCCAGAUAAUACAUUUUCAAAACUAAUGUUGAUUGACAGGUCUAUGAGCUACACUCAAAUGCCAACACCCCCCUAUGGACUCCAUAGAUAAGACUAAUCUAAGAAGCAGACCCACUUUGUAAUACUCUCCUGCUAGAACGAUUGACAUAUCCUUUUCAAUUAAGUAUGUCAAUUGCUUUUUUGCUUAGUAUUCCUUUGUAGCAGAGAAGCCAAACCACUGUGUUGUGUUUAUAUGUUGUAUGACUCGCAACAGAACUAUGCAGCUUUCUCAACUGAAUAGUAGGCCUACCGUUUUGUUGUGCUGAAAAUAAACAUGCCUUUUUAACCUUU